This is a messenger RNA of Penicillium coprophilum, 1479 nucleotides long. RefSeq lists its product as uncharacterized. The record is from RefSeq and is a predicted model, not a curated record. The transcript is spliced from 3 exons. Bases 1 to 1479 code for a protein of 492 amino acids. NCBI's taxonomy places the organism in Eukaryota, Fungi, Ascomycota, Eurotiomycetes, Eurotiales, Aspergillaceae.
AUGCCUUUUACUUUUGAAAAAUACAGGCGCCACCGCGACAGCGCGAACGCUUUUAUGGAACGAAUGAUGAACGGUGCCUCAAACCAUGAAAUUUUGGCCAAAGUCUUAGGUGACAGGAACGAGAGAUUUCUGGACCAUGUCUAUGAAUUGCCCAAGGAUCAGAUGACAGAAUCCAGCCUCUCCAAUGCCGCCAAGUACAAGCUUCAACUGCAUGCAUUCUUCGACAAACCAGACCCAAAUGCUGACUAUUCAGAUCAUUCCAAUGUCUAUCUUGUCGGAAGACCAAACAGAUGGGCACGUGGUUUGAGCCGGACGCCAAAACCCUGCCACUGGUCUAUCUACACCAGAGGUCAUGCCUAUCAUCUAAAGCUGGUGGAAGGGGAUCAGGAACUAUCGUUAGGACUUCGAGACAAUUCCAGUUUGGAUUGGAAAUAUCAACGAGAGCCUAUAUUUGACCCUUUCAUUGCAUACCAUAUCGGAGUCACAGAUUACGAAGAACAACAUGUUUCUCUACUUGCAAAAUGGGUGGUCGAACAAUUGGAUCAUCAUGAACUCUCUACGGCAGCCUAUGAGCAAUUUGUGUUUGGGCUUGGAAUUCGUAUUCUUCGAGGUCCUAGCAACACGACAGCCCUUAUCGGAGAUUUCACACAAAUUCAGAAUCACGACAAAGAAUCAACUACUCCUAGUGGAUUUCUCACUGGCGUACGGCUUGCGGAUCCCCACGAAGAUAUCAGUACUUGGGCCAAGAGAUACUAUCUGAUAUAUCGAAUUGAGACUGAUGCACGAGGACUCGAUCUCUGUUGGAAAAAAGGGAUACUAGGCAAAAUCCCCUGGAACACGCACGAGUACCAUUCCUUCAUCAGGCCUCUGGCUGUAGGGCCACCCGCUGUUACGAAGAUCUUCACGAAGGUGGGACAACGCAUUCCAAUACUGUCAAAAGCUGUUCCUCCACUAUAUCACAGAGGCAUGGCUAUGGCGGCAAUCUACCGCCUGCGAGAAGAAAGUCCGCUUCCACGGGACCUCGUGUUUGUGCCCUUCUAUGGAACAUUGCAUUAUAUCCGCGCUACUCACGAAAUGGCCGAAGAUGAGUUUUGGUUCCUGGUAAAUGACUUUCUGAAUUCUCCGUUCGUCGAAUGCGUUACAUUCAACCGAGGGUUUGGAAACAGAGCUCCGCUCAGAGGAGACCCCGACAGAUCGGAACUGACAGGCCUGGGCCCUGGAUCAUCCCCUGGAGGAAUACUGCAAUCGAGCAGUAGUACCAUGGUCGAAAAAGAGUCUGACGAAUUGGAAUUGACUGUGGAUGGUGACCCAACUGCAGGGCAGAUGCUGCCAUCGAUUCAACUGGGUAGUGGCCCCAUUCGCGGAAAAGAGGAUGGGCUAUUUGAUACCUUGGUUACUCAUUGGUUUGAGCAUAAGGGUGUACUAUGUCAGGUCUUCAUCGAUGGUUCGGCCUUUUUUGAACCUCCCGUUGAAAUUUGA